UGGGAGGCCAUUCCUAUUAAAAAAAGUAUGUUUUAUGUUACCGUUCAUUCAGAUGGAAAUAGUUUUGAAAACGCUGACUUGAGGGAAUUGUACACAUUUGUCUCAUGCUAUGAUAACAAGCCAUAGAAAUGUAAUAGUCUCUUUUGAGGAAAAACCAAGGAAAUAAUAUCAAUUAAAGUAGGGAAGGAUUUUCUGCAAAGGAAUAUUUUCAUACCUACCGUAUUUGUGGUGCUUAUUUAAUUUUUAAACGGAAUAGAAUAUCUUUAUUAUUGUUACCUUAAAAAGUUCUCUCUUUUCCUAUAUUCAAACAUAUUAGAGUUUCGUUUUACUCACGGCCCUGAAAAAAUUGAUGUACAUUUUCUUAUUUGAAACAUCUGUAUUCAAUCCUUUCCAACGCCAAGCUUAUAUUGAAAUGUGGAAAUUACAAAUAGUUACCAAACUCUAAACUCCAGAAGAAGAUACAAACCGUGCAUCUAAAACAUCAGAUAAUGGAUUGCAUGAUAUCGAGGAAUACGAAAUCAAAAACAGUCGAUUUCAAAAUGGGGGAAGGUCUCUCUUAUCUGUUUGUGGCCGCCAUUGAUUUAGGAACCACGUUUUCUGGUGUGGCCUUCUCCUCCAGGGAUGCCUUCACUAAGGAUCCGACCAACGUCUCGUUAAAGACAUGGCACGGAACUAUUGUCACCUACAAAACUCCUACUGUCAUUCUCUUCGACCAGAACGGAGACUUUGAUAGCUUUGGUUAUGAAGCCGAGGAUAGAUACACCGAUUUAUUGUUGGAUGGUGUGGCAGAAAAUUGGAGUCUCUUCAGAAGAUUUAAAAUGUCGCUCUAUGAGCAGCAGAGUGUAUUGGAGAGUUUAGAACUGGUUGCAGAUAAUGGCAAGAAAAUGUCUGCCAUGAAAGUAUUUUCUGCUUCAAUUAAGUAUUUAACGGAGCAGCUGACCAAGGAGAUUAUAAAACAGGUCUCCUACACCACAAAGAAAGACAUCAAGUGGGUUAUUACUGUUCCCGCCAUCUGGUCUCAACCGGCCAAGUCCUUCGUCAGGAAAGCUGCCAUGAUGGCAGGACUAGAAUCGGAGAUGCUUACCAUAGCACUUGAGCCGGAGGCGGCAGCUAUAUGUCUGAAACAUUUACCUUUAGAGAAAAAGAAGCUCGGAGAAGUUGGAGACAACUAUAGAACCUUCUCACCUGGAUCCAGUUACAUCAUUGUCGAUGCUGGAGGAGGAACGAUUGACAUCACAACACACGAAGUUUUGGAGGAUGGGAGUGUGAAGGAAUUGUUCCAGUCGUCGGGCGGUGAUUGGGGAGGUACCAAGGUAAACGAUCGCAUCAUGGAAUUGUUUGAAGAUGUUCUUGGUACUCAGACCAUGUCUGAACUCAAACAAAAUCAACAGCUAGACAUCUUAGAACUUGAAAGGAACAUUGAAACAGCAAAAAGAAGUUUGAGCACACAUAGAAGGAAAAUGACAAUUACGAUCCCCGCCGGAAUUUUAGAUCAGUAUAAGAAAAAUCAUCAUGCAGAUCUUUCUUCUGUGAAAAGUGCUUCUCUGAGAGAUGGAAGAACGAUCGAAUUUACGUUUAACAGUGGUAAAUUAAGACUGGAUCAUGACUCGAGUUGUUCUUUCUUUGAACCAUCAAUAAUUUCAAUAUGUGACCAUUUGAGGGAUAUGUUUCAAAUGAGCGCAGGACAAGGCAUAGAUACAAUAAUAAUGGUUGGAGGUUUUGCAAAUUGUUCUUUUCUCAUCAGAAAAAUUUUAACAGAAUUUCCAGACAAACACGUGCUUGUCCCCGAGGAAGCUGAAUGGUCAGUGUUAAAGGGGGCGGUGAUAUUCGGUCACGAUCCCUGGCUGAUUAAGCAAAGACGGAGCAGAUACACA
Messenger RNA from Saccostrea cuccullata (small rock oyster), 1874 nucleotides. RefSeq names its product heat shock 70 kDa protein 12A-like. Lineage: Eukaryota; Metazoa; Mollusca; Bivalvia; Ostreida; Ostreidae. The transcript is spliced from 5 exons. The record is from RefSeq and is a predicted model, not a curated record. The annotation marks the transcript as partial. Gene Ontology annotation, molecular function: ATP-dependent protein folding chaperone; ATP binding.